Messenger RNA from Mercurialis annua (annual mercury), 1261 nucleotides. Its product is annotated as probable galacturonosyltransferase-like 10. The record is from RefSeq and is a predicted model, not a curated record. The transcript has a single exon. NCBI's taxonomy places the organism in Eukaryota, Viridiplantae, Streptophyta, Magnoliopsida, Malpighiales, Euphorbiaceae. Gene Ontology annotation, molecular function: glycosyltransferase activity. Bases 106 to 1122 code for a protein of 338 amino acids. Gene Ontology annotation, cellular component: Golgi apparatus.
UCAAACUCAAAACAUUCUUACACCACAACCGCGUUCUUUCUCAAUCAUAUAAUCCUAACAUAUUUUCUUGAUUCAUUUCAUUUCCAAAAAAAUAAAAUUUCAGUGAUGUUCAGAUCAAAUUUCAUCAUCUUCUUCGUUUUUCUGGUUAUAUUUCCAAGCAGUGCAGAUGCUUUUUUACAGUUCAUGGAGGCACCAGAGUAUAAAAACGGCAUGGAAUGUUCGUCCGUCGCUGAUUCGUCGCUAAUUUGUAAUUCGUCACUUGUUCAUGUUUCCAUGACGCUUGAUCCGGAUUACUUAAGAGGAACUAUAGCGGCCAUUCAUUCUGUUCUUAAGCAUACUUCUUGCCCUGAAAAUAUUUUCUUUCACUUAAUUGCUUCUAAUAAUCCCGGAAAAUUUUCUCCGAACAAUCUUGCCAAGAUUGUUAGCUCUGCUUUUCCUUCCUUGAGCUUCAAGGUUUAUGUCUUCGAUCAGAAUCUUGUUUCUGAUCUGAUUUCGACUUCGAUCCGGAAAGCUCUCGAUAAUCCGUUGAAUUACGCGCGGAGUUAUUUGUCGGAUAUACUCGAACCUUGCGUAAAACGAGUGAUUUAUUUGGAUUCUGAUAUAAUAGUUGUUGAUGAUAUUCAGAAUCUAUGGUGGGUUUAUCUUACAGGGUCAAGAAUUAUAGGAGCUCCUGAGUAUUGUCAAGCAAGUUUCACCAAGUAUUUUACGGACGGAUUUUGGGCCGACCGCGAGCUUUCGCGGGUUUUCGCCGGGAAAAUGGCGUGUUAUUUUAAUACGGGUGUGAUGGUGAUUGAUCUGGAGAGAUGGAGAGAGGGGGAAUACACUAAGGAGAUAGAGAAAUGGAUGAGGAUACAUAAAGAGAAAAAGAUUUAUGAUUUGGGCUCGUUACCGCCUUUUUUGUUGGUGUUUGGUGGAGAUGUUGAAGCUAUUGAUCAUAGAUGGAACCAACACGGGCUCGGGGGCGAUAAUGUGGUUAGCAGUUGUAGAUCGUUGCAUCCCGGACCUGUUAGUUUGCUGCAUUGGAGCGGUAAAGGGAAGCCGUGGAGGAGGCUCGAUGAGCGGAAGCCGUGCCCAGUUGAUUCUAUAUGGGCACCUUAUGAUCUCUAUAAACGUCGACAAUGAUUCAUUUGUUUGUUUAGUGUAUAAAGAUUGAUUCUUUUAUUCAUUCCAUCAGUUUUUCCAGCUCACUAUUUUGGCUGAGAGGACAAAUUUUUGUACUGUAUAGACACAGAUUCUUAAUACUGAAAUUCAUUGUAUCAAA